ACGAGCUCAGAAGCGCUCAGAGCGCACCACGGUGAAGGUCGGAAAAGGGGAAGGGAGUUGUUAGUCGUCUAGUAGCGCGAUUAAAGUCAUUUUAAAUUCGAUUUUCAAAGGCGACUGACAACAGAGGUCCCUGGGAUACCGCCACCGGAGACUUUCCGGUCACCGUUGGUGGCCCGAUCUGGACCGUGGUGACUACUUUGAGGCUGUUCCUGCUCACAAAGCGACGUGUCGAGGAAGGACGCGUCUUUUGAAUAGACAGGAUGCACGGACCGCCCUCCGGCGACAGCGCAUGCCCCUUGCGCACGAUCAAGAGAGUUCAGUUCGGCAUCAUCAGCCCCGAUGAGCUUAAACGAAUGUCGGUGACAGAAGGGGGUAUUAAAUACCCCGAAACGACAGAAGGUGGUCGUCCAAAACUUGGUGGCCUUAUGGACCCGAGACAAGGGGUCAUAGAAAGAAGUGGGAGAUGUCAAACGUGUGCAGGCAACAUGACUGAAUGCCCGGGACACUUUGGACACAUUGAGCUGGCAAAACCCGUUUUCCAUGUCGGAUUCAUCUCCAAGAUCAUGAAAGUUAUGCGUUGCGUCUGCUUCUUCUGUUCCAAACUGCUCGUGGAUGCGAACAACCCAAAAAUCAAGGACAUCCUUCUGAAAUCCAAAGGGCAACCCAGGAAGCGCUUGACGCAUGUGUAUGAGCUGUGCAAAGGGAAAAAUAUCUGCGAAGGUGGCGAGGAGAUGGACAACAAAUUCGGGAUGGAGCAGCAGGAGACUGAAGAGGACAUCACGAAGGAGAAGGGACACGGAGGUUGCGGGCGCUACCAGCCCCGAAUCCGGCGUACCGGGCUAGAACUGUACGCCGAGUGGAAGCACGUGAACGAGGACUCUCAGGAGAAGAAGAUCCUGCUGAGUCCCGAGCGCGUGCACGAAAUCUUCAAACGCAUCUCGGACGAGGAGGACAUCAUCCUGGGCAUGGACCCAAAGUUCGCACGACCCGAGUGGAUGAUUGUCACGGUGCUGCCUGUACCGCCUCUGGCCGUCCGGCCCGCUGUGGUCAUGCAGGGCUCGGCUCGCAACCAGGACGACUUGACCCACAAGUUGGCCGACAUCGUAAAAAUCAACAACCAGCUGAGGAGAAACGAGCAAAGCGGUGCCGCCGCCCACGUCAUCGCAGAAGACGUCAAGUUGCUUCAGUUCCACGUCGCCACCAUGGUGGACAACGAAUUACCGGGGCUUCCCAGAGCAAUGCAAAAGUCCGGCCGUCCUCUCAAAUCGAUCAAACAGCGUCUAAAGGGCAAGGAAGGGAGAGUUCGAGGUAACCUGAUGGGAAAACGUGUGGACUUUUCCGCGCGAACCGUCAUCACACCGGAUCCGAAUCUCCAAAUCGACCAAGUGGGUGUCCCGAGAUCCAUUGCGGCCAAUAUGACCUUCCCGGAAAUUGUCACCCCCUUUAACAACGACAGACUGCAGGAGCUUGUGCGACGAGGUAACAGCCAGUACCCCGGAGCCAAGUACAUCAUCCGUGAUAACGGAGAUAGAAUUGAUCUGCGAUUUCACCCUAAACCAAGUGACCUUCAUUUGCAGAUUGGCUACAAGGUGGAAAGACACAUGUGCGAUGGAGAUAUCAUCAUCUUUAACAGACAGCCUACGCUGCAUAAAAUGUCCAUGAUGGGGCACAGGGUUCGAAUUCUGCCCUGGUCCACGUUCCGACUCAACCUGAGCGUAACCACACCGUACAAUGCGGAUUUUGACGGAGACGAGAUGAACCUUCACCUUCCGCAAUCCCUGGAGACCAGAGCUGAGAUUCAAGAGCUUGCCAUGGUUCCCCGUAUGAUCGUCACACCCCAGUCCAACAGGCCCGUCAUGGGAAUCGUGCAAGACACACUGACGGCUGUGCGCAAAUUCACCAAGAGAGACGUCUUCCUAGAACGGGGCGAGGUCAUGAACCUCCUCAUGUUCCUCUCCACCUGGGACGGGAAGGUGCCUCAGCCGGCCAUUCUUAAACCUCGUCCACUGUGGACCGGCAAGCAGAUCUUCAGCCUGAUCAUUCCCGGACACAUCAACGUCAUUCGCACACACAGUACCCACCCGGACGACGAAGACAGCGGUCCUUAUAAGCACAUCUCACCGGGUGACACCAAGGUUAUCGUGGAAAACGGCGAGUUGAUCAUGGGCAUUCUGUGCAAGAAGUCUUUGGGAACGUCAGCCGGUUCCCUGGUCCACAUUUCCUACCUGGAGAUGGGGCAUGACAUUACCAGACUGUUCUACUCCAACAUCCAGACUGUGGUCAACAACUGGCUCCUCAUUGAAGGUCAUUCCAUCGGUAUCGGUGACUCCAUUGCUGACGCCAAGACUUACCUUGACAUCCAGAACACCAUCAAGAAAGCCAAACAGGAUGUGAUAGAAGUGAUUGAGAAGGCCCACAACAACGAGCUGGAGCCCACCCCCGGCAACACGCUGAGGCAGACCUUUGAGAACCAAGUCAACCGUAUCCUCAACGACGCUCGUGAUAAAACUGGUUCCUCUGCUCAGAAGUCUCUGUCAGAGUAUAAUAACUUCAAGUCCAUGGUGGUGGCUGGAUCCAAGGGUUCGAAGAUUAACAUCUCACAGGUUAUUGCGGUGGUGGGGCAGCAGAACGUGGAGGGUAAACGAAUCCCAUUUGGCUUCAAACACCGCACGCUGCCUCACUUCAUCAAGGAUGAUUACGGUCCUGAGAGCAGAGGCUUUGUGGAGAACUCCUACCUGGCCGGCUUGACGCCGACUGAGUUCUUCUUCCACGCCAUGGGAGGAAGAGAAGGUCUGAUCGACACGGCUGUCAAGACAGCUGAGACUGGUUACAUUCAGCGGCGUCUGAUCAAGUCCAUGGAGUCCGUGAUGGUCAAGUACGACGGCACGGUGCGCAACUCCAUCAACCAGGUGGUACAGCUGCGUUACGGAGAGGAUGGCCUGGCGGGAGAGAACGUGGAGUUCCAAAAUAUGGCCACGCUUAAACCGUCAAACAAGGCCUUUGAGAAGAAGUUCAAAUUUGACUGCACCAACGAGCGAGCGUUGAGGCGAACGCUGCAGGAGGACGUGGUAAAAGACGUGAUGACCAACGCCCAUGUACAAGGCACGCUGGAGAGGGAGUUUGAGAAGAUGAAGGAGGACAGAGAGAACCUCCGAACCAUCUUCCCGACCGGUGACAGUAAGGUGGUGCUACCAUGCAACCUGGCCAGAAUGAUUUGGAAUGCUCAGAAGAUCUUUCGCAUCAACACUCGGACUCCGACGGACCUCAAUCCGAUUAGGGUUGUGGAAGGUGUUCAUGAACUGAGCAAGAAACUGGUGAUUGUGAACGGCGAAGACCGUCUAAGCAGGCAGGCCCAGGAGAACGCCACGCUUCUCUUCAACAUCCACCUGCGCUCCACACUCUGCUCCAAGCGCAUGACUGAAGAGUUUCGUCUUACCACCGAGGCUUUCGAUUGGUUGCUGGGAGAAAUCGAGACCAAGUUCAACCAAUCUAUCGCCCAUCCGGGUGAAAUGGUCGGGGCUCUGGCCGCUCAGUCUCUCGGAGAACCUGCCACCCAGAUGACCUUGAACACCUUCCAUUAUGCCGGCGUGUCGGCCAAAAACGUCACGCUGGGCGUGCCGCGUCUGAAGGAGUUGAUUAACAUCUCCAAGAAGCCCAAAACACCGUCGCUCACGGUGUUCCUGCUAGGUCAGGCCGCUCGGGAUGCCGAGCGAGCCAAAGACAUCCUGUGCCGCCUGGAGCACACCACGCUAAGAAAGGUGACAGCCAACACCGCUAUCUACUACGAUCCAAAUCCGCAAAACACGGUGGUGGCCGAAGACCAGGAGUGGGUGAACGUCUACUACGAGAUGCCGGAUUUCGACGUGACGCGCAUUUCUCCUUGGCUUCUCCGCAUCGAGCUGGACCGCAAGCACAUGACCGAUCGCAAGUUGACCAUGGAACAGAUUGCAGAAAAGAUCAACGCCGGUUUCGGAGACGACCUGAACUGCAUCUUCAAUGACGACAAUGCGGAGAAGCUCGUUUUGCGCAUCCGAAUCAUGAAGAGCGACGAGAACAAGUUCCAAGAGGACGAGGAGGUGGUGGACAAAAUGGACGACGACGUCUUCUUGAGGUGCAUCGAGUCCAACAUGCUGACGGACAUGACGCUUCAAGGCAUCGAACAGAUCAGCAAGGUGUACAUGCACUUGCCCCAGACGGACAAUAAGAAGAAGAUCAUCAUCACAGAGGACGGAGAGUUUAAGGCGCUGCAGGAGUGGAUCCUUGAGACGGACGGCGUGAGCCUCAUGAGGGUUUUGAGCGAGAAGGACGUGGAUCCAGUCAGGACCACGUCCAACGACAUCGUGGAAAUCUUCACGGUACUCGGAAUCGAGGCUGUCCGAAAGGCUCUGGAGAGGGAGUUGUACCACGUCAUCUCCUUUGACGGUUCCUAUGUCAACUACCGCCACUUGGCCCUCCUGUGCGACACCAUGACGUGCCGAGGUCACCUGAUGGCCAUCACGCGUCACGGCAUCAACCGGCAGGACACCGGGCCGCUCAUGAAGUGUUCCUUUGAGGAGACGGUGGACGUAUUGAUGGAAGCAUCAUCUCACGGGGAAAGCGAUCCCAUGAAAGGCGUGUCUGAGAACAUUAUGCUAGGCCAGCUGGCUCCUGCCGGAACCGGCUGCUUUGACCUGCUCCUGGAUGCCGAAAAGUGCAAGUACGGCAUGGAGAUCCCGACAAACAUACCUGGCAUCAGCGUCGCUGGGCCCACGGGAAUGUUCUUUGGCUCAGUGCCGAGUCCCAUGAGUGGCAGGUCCCCUGCCAUGACCCCCUGGAACACUGGAGCCACACCCGCCCAUGGCGCUUGGUCUCCUAGUGUUGGAAGCGGCAUGACCCCCGGUGCGGCCGGCUUCUCUCCGAGCGCGGCGUCUGACGCCAGCGGCUUCUCUCCGGGUUACUCCCCGGCUUGGUCGCCCACUCCCGUGUCCCCGGGAUCUCCUGGACCUGCCAGCCCCUACAUCCCGUCUCCAGGUGGGGCAAUGUCGCCCAACUAUUCCCCCACGUCACCUGCCUACGAGCCCCGCUCCCCUGGCGGCUACACCCCUCAGAGCCCGGGGUACUCUCCGACGUCGCCUUCCUAUUCCCCCACCUCCCCGUCUUAUUCCCCCACCAGCCCCAAUUACAGCCCGACAUCGCCCUCCUACUCUCCCACCUCACCGAGUUAUUCGCCCACCUCUCCUUCGUACUCACCCACGUCGCCUUCUUACUCGCCGACAUCUCCCUCGUACUCGCCGACGUCGCCUUCUUACUCGCCGACGUCUCCCUCUUACUCGCCGACGUCUCCCUCUUACUCGCCGACGUCUCCUUCUUACAGCCCCACUUCGCCUAGCUACUCCCCCACUUCCCCCUCUUACUCUCCCACUUCCCCCUCUUACUCCCCAACCUCUCCCUCCUACUCCCCUACCUCCCCGUCUUACUCUCCCACCUCGCCGUCUUACUCCCCCACCAGCCCCAGCUACAGCCCCACGUCGCCAAACUACACGCCCACUUCCCCCAGUUACUCGCCGACAUCUCCUUCUUACUCUCCAACCUCCCCCUCCUACUCUCCGACCUCCCCCAACUACACGCCGACCAGCCCCAACUACUCCCCUACAUCCCCCUCGUAUUCUCCGACCUCACCGUCCUACUCGCCCUCCAGUCCGCGCUACACCCCGCAGUCGCCCACCUACACGCCUAGCUCCCCCUCGUACAGCCCCAGCUCCCCGUCCUACUCGCCCACCUCGCCCAAGUACACCCCGACCUCCCCUUCGUACAGCCCCAGCUCGCCCGAGUACACCCCGACGUCCCCCAAGUACUCUCCGACGUCACCCAAGUACUCCCCCACCUCUCCCAAGUACUCCCCGACGUCCCCUACCUAUUCUCCGACCACACCAAAAUACAGCCCCACCUCUCCGACGUACUCCCCCACCUCUCCGACCUACACGCCCACCAGCCCCAAGUACUCCCCAACUUCUCCCACGUACUCGCCGACGUCGCCCAAGUACUCGCCCACGUCGCCCACCUACUCGCCGACUAGUCCGAAAGGCUCCACGUACAGCCCCACCUCACCGGGGUACAGCCCCACCUCGCCAACCUACAGCCCGGCCAUCAGCCCCGACGACAGUGAUGAGGAAAACAACUAAAAACUUGGGGGCGGAGCACACUAGGAAGCCCCGCCUCUUUUUUUUGCCUACCAUCAACAAAUGUCAACCAUUAUUUGAAACUGUUUUGCCAGAAGGGGGAAAUAAAGUCUGUUUAUUCCAUUUUUUGUGUGUAAUUUCCCCCUUUCCAGGCAAAUUUUAAGACGAAACAGCUUCUUUUUGCUUUGUUUUUUUCCAUUCAACUUUAUAAUUUGCUGCAUUCAGUCUAUAAAAUGGUUGAAAAGCUACUACGGAACAGCGAACCUUUUGAUUGGAGAGCAAUACUAGCGAUCUUGAGUCCUCGCUAAGUCCUCCGCACCACAAAGAUCUCGGGCAUCUUGGAGGCUUUUGCAUCAAAGGCAGACAAAAAACUGACUUUUUUUCGCUUUUGAAGAAACGAGCUUUGGACGUCACGUGCAUGUCGGCUAGCGCAUUUAAAUCCAGCUAAGCUGAAAUGUUUCCAGGUCCUCCUGGAUUUCACUUAUGUUUUCUGACUAUUCCAUUUAUUUAAGAAAGAAGUUCAACUACUAUUCUGUCUGAAUGUGAAUUGUUUUUGUUGGUCCCUCGUUUGCGUUUGGUGAGAAUGUUCAAAGUCAAAUAGAUGACUCAUAACCCCAGCAAGGUGGGGUCCUCUUCCUCUGUUGUAUUUGAUGAAGUGGCCUCACCAAGACUUGUUUUUCAAAAAUACUGUCCCCUUCGUUUAACGAAACAAUGUUAGUUUUAUUACCUAGUUAUGGCUAGCCAUGUUGAUUUUUGCUUCCCUCCCCCCACAGAAAAUGGAGGAUGUUGCUUCCGGGCCUUUCCUAAUGAAGCAGGGUGUUUAUUGCUUAUGUUUUUUUUUGCUGCACUUGUUAAACUGUUAUCUGUCCGCAAACGUCACGACUCCCAGAUUGUACGGUUUUUGAUUUUUGGCGAGUGAGCAUCCUGGGAUGAGUUGCACAGGGUUUGGCGCAGAGAAAAGGAAGCAAAUUUGUCGCUGUACAGAAAUUGUGAGCUCAUGUCUGAUUUUGAUUGGGGGGGAGGGGAGAAAAAUAAAAAUUUUACAACAACUUUAUGCGUCAA
Messenger RNA from Corythoichthys intestinalis (scribbled pipefish), 7220 nucleotides. RefSeq names its product RNA polymerase II subunit A (gene polr2a). The transcript has 28 exons. NCBI's taxonomy places the organism in Eukaryota, Metazoa, Chordata, Actinopteri, Syngnathiformes, Syngnathidae. The record is from RefSeq and is a predicted model, not a curated record. Gene Ontology annotation, cellular component: RNA polymerase II, core complex. The coding region runs from base 261 to 6161 and encodes 1966 amino acids. Gene Ontology annotation, biological process: transcription by RNA polymerase II. Gene Ontology annotation, molecular function: DNA binding.